CGAGUGGGAGAUUCGAAUGUUAACUGUAGGGUUAUUGCUAUUUGCAGAUGCAAUUUUUUGGUUUGAUAUUACAAAACAAUUGAUUAUAACAAAACUUUACUUUUAAAUUUUGUUGCGAUAUUUCCCGCUUCGCUGUUUAUCGCUGAAAAUCACUUUCUUGUUGUUGCUCUUGUCGGAGUGGACCGUUGUCAUUACCUAGCAAGCUAACUGUUGUUAGCUAAGAAUGUAGCUGGCAAAACAUGAUAGCAUACACUUUUUAAUGUUUGGUAACGUCUAACAAAACCACAAAGUCCACUGAUAUCAGAGAAGACACAGGAACGUGUGUGUGAAGAUGGCCACAGCCAGUAAGACCCCUCCCGGUGCAGACCCCAAGCAGCUGGAGCGCACGGGCACUGUGAGGGAAAUCGGGUCCCAGGCCGUGUGGUCGCUUUCGUCCUGCAAGCCCGGUUUCGGGGUGGACCAGCUACGUGAUGACAACCUGGAGACCUAUUGGCAGUCUGACGGCUCGCAGCCACACCUGGUCAACAUUCAGUUCAGACGAAAAACCACAGUGAAGAUGCUUUGCAUAUAUGCUGAUUACAAGUCAGACGAGAGCUACACACCCAGUAAAAUCUCUGUGCGAGUUGGAAACAAUUUUCAUAACUUACAAGAGAUCCGGCAGCUGGAGAUGGUGGAGCCCAGCGGCUGGACCCACAUCCCCCUGCUGGACCUGCUGAACCGGCCCAUCCGCACCUUCAUGAUCCAGAUCGCCGUGCUGGCCAACCACCAGAACGGCCGCGACACGCACAUGCGCCAGAUCAAGGUCUACACGCCCGUGGAGGAGAGCUCCAUCGGCAAGUUCCCACGAUGCACCACUGUGGACUUCAUGAUGUACCGCACCAUUAGAUGAUGCCCCCUCCCGCUUUCUUGCCUAAAUCUGUCAGUUCCUUGUUUGAUUCAUCUCUUACCCACCUGUGCCAUUUCAGUCUGGACUGACCGCCCAAACCCGCCUGCAUUAACUGCUUUUAUUUUUAAAAGGCCAUGAUUUUCACAAGUUUGUAUGUGUGGAUUAAACUGAGUUCUGAGCUC
This is a messenger RNA of Anguilla rostrata (American eel), 1068 nucleotides long. RefSeq names its product anaphase promoting complex subunit 10 (gene anapc10). The transcript has 5 exons. Gene Ontology annotation, biological process: anaphase-promoting complex-dependent catabolic process; protein K11-linked ubiquitination. Gene Ontology annotation, cellular component: anaphase-promoting complex. The record is from RefSeq and is a predicted model, not a curated record. The coding region runs from base 332 to 889 and encodes 185 amino acids. NCBI's taxonomy places the organism in Eukaryota, Metazoa, Chordata, Actinopteri, Anguilliformes, Anguillidae.